AUGAGCAGCAAGGUCGGUCGCACGGCCGGCGGAAAGGGCUCCAAGAGAAUCAAAAGCAAGACCGCUACUGCCGUAUCGCUGGAUAUCAGUGGUGAUAGCGACAGCAGCGACAGCAGCGAUAGCAGCGAUGGCAGCGAUGGCAGCGAUAGUAGCGAUAGCAGCGAUAGCAGCGAUAGCAGCGAAGAUGAAGAGCAUGGGGCCAUCAAGGACGCCGGGUCCGCCAAGAAGACUUCAAGUGCCAGACCCAGCCUCAACGCCGCUCAUGUUCCCAAGUUCAGGACCAGCCCCUCUCGCCGCAUUGCCAACGUCAAGCCCACCGCCAAGAUCCCCAAAGCCAAAACCUUCCUCAAGCGCGGUUCGGCCAGUGACAGGUCCACGGCCAAGCUCAUCAAGACCGAGACUUCGCCCUCGCGCGGCGAGUCCCCCGUCAAGCCUGUCAGCGGCCUCUCGGCUCUUGCUGCGCGACGGCUGGCGGAGGCAGCUUCCAGGUCCGAAGCGGCCCCUCCGGCUGAGCCGACCCCGACGCGCGCCUCCAGACCCGACGGCGUCGAGCCCCAGCCUAGUCGAAGCGAUGUGAGAUCCACGGUCAAGCGUGAGCUCGAGGUGGAGGUAGAGGAGGAGGACGCGCCAAAGAGAGUCAGACACUCUCGUUCCAGCCAUACAUUCGACGACGAGGCCUACGUCGACCCCUCCAGCCCCACUCAUAUGACCUUCGGUCUCGUCGCGACCAGCUACCUCUCGAAAGUUGCCGGACUGAAGGAAUGCUUCACGAAGGGGAUCAUGACGGCGAAGGGCACUCAAGAGGUUCUCAAGAACGCUUUCAUCGCGCUUGAGGAUACAGCGACCGAGGCGGCAACGAUGAAGGAAAGGAUCACAGCCCUGGGGAAAGAGAAGGAAUCGCUUGCUGGGCGUGUCAAGAAGCUGAAGGCUCGUGAGAUGGAGUUGAAGAAGCGAUUGAGGAAGGGGCGGGAGUAG
Molecule: messenger RNA, 975 nt
Organism: Dioszegia hungarica
Lineage: Eukaryota; Fungi; Basidiomycota; Tremellomycetes; Tremellales; Bulleribasidiaceae
Exons: 7
Coding region: 1-975 (324 amino acids)
Source: RefSeq, a predicted model, not a curated record